Exophiala viscosa is the source of this 1582-nucleotide messenger RNA. RefSeq names its product diphthamide biosynthesis protein 1. NCBI's taxonomy places the organism in Eukaryota, Fungi, Ascomycota, Eurotiomycetes, Chaetothyriales, Herpotrichiellaceae. Gene Ontology annotation, biological process: protein histidyl modification to diphthamide. Gene Ontology annotation, molecular function: 2-(3-amino-3-carboxypropyl)histidine synthase activity. The record is from RefSeq and is a predicted model, not a curated record. The transcript is spliced from 2 exons. The coding region runs from base 64 to 1398 and encodes 444 amino acids.
CUCGCCGUCAACAAGCGAACAUAUUCUUUCUCGAGAUAAUUGGCCUUCGGGCCUGAGAGCAAGAUGGACGAAGGAUCAAUGCCUGGUGCGUUCCCUGCUGAGGUACACCAAGCCGUUCCUGCAAACAGGACACCGAAGAGGCGGUUCGUCGGGCGGAGAACCGCAGAUGCGCAGGCGAAACAGAGGCAAAAUGAGAACUCGUCGGUCGAGGAGACGACUGCUGUGGUUCCAAAAGUCCCAAGAAAGACUCCACGCGCCCUGAACCAGGUACCUGCAGAGAUCCUCGAUGACCCCGACAUCCAGGCCGCUAUAGCCCUACUGCCUCACAAUUACAGCUUCGAGAUACCCAAGACGAUCCAUCGCAUCCGAACGCUAGAAGCGAAGAGAGUUGCUUUGCAAUUUCCUGAAGGCCUGCUCAUGUUCGCCACGACGAUAUCGGAUAUCCUUACACAAUUCUGUCCCGGCGCGGAGACAUUGAUCAUGGGAGAUGUUACAUACGGAGCGUGCUGCAUCGAUGACUACACUGCAAGAGCGCUGGGAUGUGAUCUUUUGGUUCACUAUGCGCACAGCUGCUUGAUACCAGUCUCGACCACCAAGAUUGCCACCCUCUACAUCUUCGUAGACAUAUCGAUCGAUAUCAAGCAUCUAGUGAGCACGUUAUCCCGAAAUAUUUCGCCAGGAAAGACAAUCGCCAUGGUGGGCACAAUUCAGUUCAAUGCGACUCUGCAUACUAUCAGGCCAGCCCUGGAAGCGGAAGGCUUGAAGCUGGUCGUGCCACAGGUCAUGCCGCUGAGUAAGGGCGAAGUUCUGGGUUGUACUGCGCCUAAGAUCUCCCAAGAUGCAAACGUCGACCUGAUACUUUAUCUUGGUGACGGUCGCUUUCACCUUGAAGCUGCGAUGAUCGCGAAUCCUGACAUGCCAGCAUAUCGCUACGAUCCUUAUUCGCGGAAGCUGACUAGGGAGACUUAUUCCCAUGAUGAAAUGCUGGAUAUGCGGUCAUCCGCGAUUCAAACGGCAAAGAAGGCGAAGAAAUGGGGCUUGAUACUUGGUGCUCUGGGCAGACAAGGCAACCCGCAUACACUGACUAUGAUUCAAAACUACCUCACGAAGCAAGGUAUUCCGUACGUCAAUCUCCUGCUUAGCGAGAUUUUCCCCGGGAAACUGGCGCUCUUCGAAGAUGUGGAUUGUUGGGUUCAGAUUGCAUGUCCCCGGUUGAGUAUAGACUGGGGUUACGCUUUCCCUCGGCCAUUACUUACUCCUUACGAAGCUCUUGUGGUGCUGGGUGCUCAACAAGGAUGGGAAGCUGAAGGAAGCACGUACCCAAUGGAUUUCUAUGCCAAUCAUGGGUUGGGAAGGACUACGGAAAAGCUCGCCACACAGGUGGGCGUCACUGCUUGAGAUCAUCGGAAUGCGGGCGAGCAUUGUAUCGUCCGCGUCCACAUCCAGCAAUUGCUGCUCAUCACACGUUGCGGUCAGAGUCGUAGAACUCAUCUGAGCAACAUACCCAACGACGGCCAGGAUAUGUCCCAGCGCAUCACUGCAAUCGCCCAGUCACUGUCAUAUAUUGAUGUAGCUGAUUGGA